Cyprinodon variegatus (sheepshead minnow) is the source of this 1998-nucleotide messenger RNA. It is a transcript of the gene scamp4, whose product is annotated as secretory carrier-associated membrane protein 4-like. The coding region runs from base 139 to 840 and encodes 233 amino acids. Lineage: Eukaryota; Metazoa; Chordata; Actinopteri; Cyprinodontiformes; Cyprinodontidae. The transcript has 7 exons. The record is from RefSeq and is a predicted model, not a curated record. Gene Ontology annotation, cellular component: trans-Golgi network membrane; recycling endosome membrane. Gene Ontology annotation, biological process: protein transport.
GGACGCGCAGCACAGCGCAGCCGUGGAGCGUUUAACUGGGGUCGGCAAAGCGCAUCCAGAGUGAUUCCAGGACCCCUGCGGCUGUCGACGGAAACGGGAGGAGAUAAACAGAAACCUGGAAAAAAGGGGGAUCUAGCUAUGGCAGAGCGAGUAAAUAACUUCCCUCCUUUACCAAAGUUCCUAAGAAUAAAGCCAUGCUUUUACCAAAACAUCGAUGAGGAAAUCCCUGCUCCUCACAAGCAGCUUGUGCGCAGAGUUUACACACUUUGGAUGAUGUAUUCGGCCACGCUGUGCAUAAAUGUCAUCUCAUGCAUUGCUUGGUGGGCUGGAGGGGGAAGUGCCACAAACUUUGGUUUCUCCCUGCUCUGGCUCCUUCUCUUCAGCCCCUGCAGUUACACAUGUUGGUUCAGACCACUCUACAAAGCUUUCAGGGCUGAUAGCUCCUUCAACUUCAUGGCCUUCUUCUUCAUCUUUUUCCUUCAGUGUGUUUUGGCCCUUAUCCAGACUAUAGGCAUCUCUGGAUGGGGAACAUGCGGCUGGAUCGCCACAGUGAUGUUUUUCAGCUACAAUGUGGGCUCCGCUAUAGUGAUGCUUAUUACAACUCUGCUCUUCACUGUGGUGACCGUAUUAAUGGCAGUGGUUCUUCUUAAGGUGCACAGGCUGUACCGUGGCGGCGGCGGCAGCAUGGAGCGCGCUCAGGAAGAGUGGAGCAGCGGGCUGUGGAAGAGUGCACCGGUGAGGGAAGCAGGGUUCAACGCCGUCGCUCAGACCGCCCAAGGCCCGACUCUGCCUCAGUACCCCACCUCAGUGCCCAGUUACCCAGAUGACAGCCAGUGGUGAUGGCUGGGAAAUUCCUCUAGGGGGAGACAAACCAUUGGUCAUUUCUACAUUGCUGACAAAAGCACUUCAAAAUGCAGCAUUUCAGAUCAGAGAUGGGGGGGAUUAUUUUUUUUUCAUUUGAUUAAAGGAGAGAUUGGCUAAUAAAGAUUUUUUUUUUUAUUAGAAAGUUUUUGUCAUCAAAAGAAGCUAAAAUGUUUUGACGGUCUUAAAAAAAUUGCCAUUCUUUUUUUGACUUUGUUUACAUAAAGUUAAUAAAAAAAUAGACUUAUGUGGAAAGAAAAAAAAACUGGAUUGCUUAAAUGAUUGCAGAACACUUUAAAUGUGUGCCUUAUGGAUCUGUGUAGUGCUAGGUUUUUGUUUUUUUUACAAAGCCGCAUGCUACACUAUGCAGCAUGAGUUGUUUUUUAUUUCAGAAUAAGUUUUAGUUUGAUGCUUUAAUGCUUUCUCUGCCUUCCCACAGAGCGCAUUAUUGUUGCAGGUUUUGCAUGUUGGAAAAAAGUCUCCAGCUUGGCUUGCGCCUUAUCAGAAGCUUUUGCUUGCAUUUUUGUUUAACUAAUCUUAUGCUUCAGUGAAGCAACUUUUCUGUUUGAUACCCGACUGAGCACUAAUACGCCAAAACACUGACCUCCUCCCAUUACGUCUCCAUUUAAAAAGUCGCACCCAAACUUGCAUUGUGCCACAGAAUGUUUUGUUCUAAAGCUAAUCUGUUGCUUUCAGUGGAUGAAAGCACGUAUCUGCUGCCGAAACGAUCGUUUAAUUUUCGUAUGAUUGCUUAUUGAGAACAAUAAGCUUGCAUGGAGCCACUAAUACUUUCAGCUGAUAUCUUGCCAUUAGACAUACCCAGACUGAAAUAUGCACGUAUCGAUGGAUUACCGGCUGUCCGGUUUUGUGUUCUACUUGAUUUUUGCCAUUCCAAUUCUACCUGCUUUUUAUGUGAGAAAUCAAACUCUAAUCAUGGGCCUGUUAAAGCUUGUCUGAAGUUUUAAUCACAUAAAAAAAAUGUGCCUGCAUUGUAGAUUUGACAUUUUAUUUGCCUUUCUGAUAUAAAGUGUCCUUCAGGGCCGACUGCCAAAUGUUUUAAAUCUUCUGUAUUUAGUUUCUGAAAAUGAAGUGGUCCUGUGAAAGAAUACGUAUUGCAAGAUUUCAAUAAAUGACUUU